UCUCUAAUCAGAGCUUUGGGAAAGCUCUUCUUUCCCUAAUCCUCUCUCUCCCUCCCGAUCCUUGCUCCCUCUCUCUCAUUCUCCUCCCUCUCUCCCUCCAAUGCAUCAGCCGUGAACGCCCUCUUCUCUCUCUCGAUGGGUACCUUUCAGAAUGGUGGCCAAGCUCAUCGAUGGGUACCUUUCAGAAGUUGCGCCAGAUGUUCAUCUGAAGUUGCUGAAGUUCCGAUCACUGGCUGGGGUCGUUCCUGACGAUGCUAGACUGUUGGAUGAUGGCCUUUAUCGUGCGAUUGACAUAUACUUGAAGGCCCACCUAUGGCGGGAAAGCAGAUCCAUGCCCACCACAUUCUCGUGUCAGUCAUUCUUGACAACUUCCUCACCUCAAAACUUGUCUCUAUUUGCUCCAAAUUUGGCCAUAUCUAUCACGCUCGAAAGGUGUUCGAUGAAAUUCUCCAUAAAAAUAUCUUCUCUUUCAACACCAUGCUCAUUGCCUAUUCUUCACACAACCAUCACUCUGAAUCCCUUAGGCUCUUCUUGUCUCUGACAUCAUUCAAACUCGCCCUUAAAUUUGACAAUUUCACCAUCUCCUCCCUCUUGAAAGCUCGUCGUCGAUGCCGCUUCCGCAUCCGAUGUUGGGUAAGGUGAUUUAUGCUUUUGUACUUUGGCAUGGCUCUAAUUAUGAUCUAUUUGUUGCCAUUGUGCUGGUUACAUUUUACGCCAAGUCCGAUGAUUUGGACUUGGCUAGAAAGGUAUUUGACGAAAUGCAUAGGAAAACUCACUACUAACCAGGAAAACUCAAGAUUGGCACGGCUUUAUGGCUGACUUUUUUGUAUUUUUGCUGUUUUGUGGCUGACAAAGCUCACGAUUAUGAGCAUAAUCAUAUCUAUAAAAAGAGAUAUCAAGUAGUGGGAAGAAUUGACAUAUGAUUACAGAUUCCUUUAUGGUCUUAAUAUGAUGUGCAUUCUGUUUCCAUUUUCUGUAGUAUUUAAGCUGGUUUCUUUUGUAUUUCACCUACAGAUUUUUUCGAUAGAUGAACAACUUGCUUGCUAUUACAGAUUCCCAAGAUGUCGUGGGGUUGUCAAUGACAUUGAAGCAAGGGAACCUGCCAUCUGACUAUACCUUUUGCUGAUAUUGUAGGAGAGUAAAUUAGAGAUGGUUUUGCAAGGCAGAUAAAUAAUCACUUUGGGAAUUGGGAAAAACAUGCAAGGCAGAUAAAUAAUCAUUUUUUGUUUUUUGGGUUUCUUCUUCUUUUUUGUAUUUUCAUUGUAAUGGGCCCCAAUUAACCCAAUCAUAUUUGAUGUGUGUUCUAUUAGGGCCCAUGUGGAUGAUUUUCCUAUUAUUCGUGUUUUAACUCCUUUUUUCCACUGACUUUUUUAAUCAAUUUUUUCUUAUCUUUUUUAUUUUUAUUGUAAACGAUACAUGAUUAGGUUGCUUGUGCUCAUGCUUGAAGGAGUAAGGAAACAAAAGUUGAUUUGGCCAUCUUUGGACAUUUUUGGGCAUUUUGUGCCUUUUUUUUAA
Messenger RNA from Magnolia sinica, 1515 nucleotides. RefSeq names its product BTB/POZ domain-containing protein At1g30440-like. The coding region runs from base 152 to 541 and encodes 129 amino acids. The transcript is spliced from 2 exons. The record is from RefSeq and is a predicted model, not a curated record. Lineage: Eukaryota; Viridiplantae; Streptophyta; Magnoliopsida; Magnoliales; Magnoliaceae.